Messenger RNA from Geodia barretti, 441 nucleotides. The record is from the annotation of a GenBank genome assembly. NCBI's taxonomy places the organism in Eukaryota, Metazoa, Porifera, Demospongiae, Tetractinellida, Geodiidae.
AUGUUCUGGGCCUCCGCGCCCGACGCCUUCGAGGUGCUCAAGGGGGACGGCCUGCUGCAGAAGUACGAGGUCAAGGUCAAGGGCAUUCCCGAGAAGGUGGGCGCCUUCCCGGUCAACGACCCCGAGGGCUAUUACAAGGGCUUUGCCGCGUCGGGCUACGGCAUCAUGUGGAACACCCGCUACAUCAAGGCCAAGAAGCUGCCGGUGCCGAAGACCUGGGCCGAUCUGGCCAAGCCCGUCUACCAUGGCCACGUAGGCAUGAGCGCGCCGUCGCGCUCCGGCACCACCCACCUGACCGUCGAGACCCUGCUUCAGGGCAAGGGCUGGGCCGAGGGCUGGGCCGAGUGGAAGGCCAUCGCGGGCAACUUCAAGACCGUCACCGAGCGCAGCUUCGGCGUACCGACGGCGUCAACUCGGGCCAGUUCGGCUUCGGCGUCGUGA